Messenger RNA from Lactuca virosa, 1216 nucleotides. NCBI's taxonomy places the organism in Eukaryota, Viridiplantae, Streptophyta, Magnoliopsida, Asterales, Asteraceae. The record is from the annotation of a GenBank genome assembly.
AUGUCGCAUACGAUAGCUGUUCUGUACGAUUCUCCAUUUAGUUUGUACACAUCGGCAAGCUAUGGCGGAUUAGCCGAAGGCUUAUCUGUUCCUCUUACGACGCCGUUUCCUUUUCCAAAUUUCUUUUACAUUUUCCUUCCGUCUUCUUCAAUUAGUUCUUCCUCGACCAGUUUUCGAGCUUUUCUUUUUCUACGAAACCCUAGGAUUGGGUUCAUCAAGUUUUUCUUUUAGAACACCAAAUUGCUACAUAUUAUACACUAGACAACUUCUCAUCCCAACAAUUUACCCAUUCAAGCAAUUAUCAGUUCAUAGAUUGUUAAGUCUAUUUAGAUCAUUGUUUGAUAAUAGCUUUAUAGCUGGAGUUAAAAAGUAUACCCAAUAGGAACAACAAUGUUACCAUGUUGGAAUGAGUUGACCUAGCACCUAAAUGCGUUUAGGGCUUCUUUUGGCAACAACAGUUUUAUGUUUAUGAUUUGGAGAAAAACAUGGAAGUACCAAAGGAGAGGUUUCCUGUGAAUGCUGAGGAUUACAAGGUAUAUGAAGAAGUUGGUGAAGGAGUCAGUGCCUCUGUGUACAGGGCGCUCUGUGUUCCCUUGAACAAGAUAGUUGCAAUCAAGGUUCUUGAUUUGGAGAAGUGUAAUAAUGACCUGGAUGGCAUACGUCGUGAGGUACAGACCAUGAGCCUGAUCGAUCAUCCAAAUUUGUUACGGGCAUACUGUUCUUUCACAACCGGCCACAACCUUUGGGUUGUUAUGCCAUAUAUGGCUGGCGGGUCAUGUCUUCACAUAAUGAAAACUUCUUUUCCAGAAGGUUUUGAAGAGCCUGUCAUUGCUACAUUGCUUCGAGAAGUCCUUAAAGCAUUAGUCUAUCUUCAUGCACAUGGACACAUUCACAGAGACGUGAAGGCAGGGAAUAUAUUAGUUGAUUUUAAUGGCUCCAUAAAGUUAGCUGACUUUGGAGUAUCUGCAUGCAUGUUUGACACUGGGGAUAGGCAACGUGUUAGAAACACCUUUGUGGGAACUCCUUGUUGGAUGGCACCGGAGGUCAUGCAACAAUUACAUGGGUAUGACUUUAAAGCAGACAUCUGGUCAUUUGGAAUCACAGCACUCGAACUUGCUCAUGGCCAUGCACCAUUUUCAAAGUAUCCUCCAAUGAAAGUUUUGCUUAUGACUCUACAAAAUGCUCCACCAGGUCUUGAUUAUGAAAGGGACAAAAA